Molecule: messenger RNA, 965 nt
Organism: Papilio machaon (common yellow swallowtail)
Lineage: Eukaryota; Metazoa; Arthropoda; Insecta; Lepidoptera; Papilionidae
Product: trypsin-like
Exons: 7
Coding region: 1-921 (306 amino acids)
Biological process (GO): proteolysis
Molecular function (GO): serine-type endopeptidase activity
Source: RefSeq, a predicted model, not a curated record
AUGGCCGCUCAUAGGAAAAAACUCAAACAAAAUAAAAACUACGAAAAUGAAAAACCCAUCGACCAGUCCUCAAAUGUCAACCAAUACCUUCCUAAGGAAAUAGAAAUUACAACUGAAAUAAGGACUCCAUCUAAGCAUGAGAUAACAACAGAACCAACAACCCUUAGCAACCGUCAAAUGCGUAGGAUCUACAAUCCUGAUGAAACAGCAUCCAUUGAAGAUUAUCCGUUCAUGGCUGUCUUGUUGAUGAACGGAAAGCUGUGGUGUGGUGGUGCGAUUAUACAGGAAGACACUGUUAUGACCGCGGCGCAUUGUAUGCAAUUACAAUACAACAAUCGAUUCUUCCGUGAAUACGUCAAAAUGCUGACUGUCCGCGUCGGCUCCAACAACGCGACCGCCGGUGGCCAUGUCUACCGCGUCACUGAUAUCUUCUUCCAUCCAAACUACAAGCCAAAUACGUUAGAAUUUAACGUAGCUGUCGUUAAACUACAUAAGAAUAUAACAAUUAAAAGCGAAAAGAACGUAGAUGUUAUUGGAUAUUCAAGCGAAAAGCACAUACCUACAGAUACAGAGAUUACUUUUCUAGGAUGGGGAUCAGUUUGGGGUCACGGCAGCAUUGAAGAACAAGUAUUACUACAAAGGGUAGUUCUACCAGUCUACGAUUUUUCUGACUGUCAAGACGUUUACGGAAAAGAUUUAGUAACUCGGACAAACUUUUGUGCCGGAUACAUAACUGUGCGAAAAAACGUUUGCAAUCACGACGCGGGAGGUCCAGCUAUAAUGGAUGGUGUCCUAGUGGGUAUACUGUCAUUCUCCGCCAAAAGAUGUGAUAAACCAGACAAACCCGCGGUAUUUACUUCUGUUGGAGCGGUUGCCGAUUGGCUGACUAAUGUGGACGCUAGGAAAAAUCAAGAUAUUUAGAAACAAAAUAUCCAGAGAAAAUUUAACCUAGGACACCAAUGAAA